AGGAACUCCGUUCAACUGAUUUAGGAAACCCCGAACUCCUGCAGCGCCCUCUCUACGUUGCACUCUCUGUUGGCAUUACCUGAUCGUUGAUCACCGUUACUCACUAGAUCAACACAAAGAUGUCUGGAGGUUUAGACGUACUCGCCCUCAAAGAAGAGGAUGUAACCAAAUUCUUAGCCUGUUCAACCCAUCUGGGUGCAAACACAUCUGAUUUUCAGAUGGACGCCUACGUUUACAAGUGCAAGAGUGAUGGUGUUAACAUCAUCAACUUGCGCAAGACUUGGGAGAAGCUCCUCUUAGCUGCCCGUGCCAUUGCAGCCAUUGAGAACCCUGCUGAUGUCUGUGUCAUCUCAGCCAGGCCGUACGGUCAGCGAGCUGUCCUCAAGUUUGCCUCUGCCACUGGAGCCACUCCAAUUGCUGGUCGAUUCACCCCUGGUACAUUCACCAAUCAGAUCCAGGCUGCUUUCCGUGAGCCUCGUCUCCUGGUUGUGACCGAUCCCCGUACUGACCACCAGCCCGUACAGGAGGCAUCUUACGUCAACAUCCCUGUAAUUGCUCUGUGCAACACUGACUCGCCAUUGAAGUAUGUGGACAUCGCCAUCCCAUGCAACAACAAGGGUCCCCACUCCAUUGGUCUCAUGUGGUGGAUGCUUGCCCGUGAGGUUCUUCGCCUACGUGGUUCCAUCAGCAGAGAAGUUCCAUGGGACGUCAUGGUCGAUUUAUACUUUUACAGGGAUCCUGAAGAGGCUGAAAAGGAAGAGCAAGCUGCUCAGGUGGAGAAGACGGCUGUGAAGGAAGCUGACUACGGCCAGGAGAACUGGGCCCCUGAUCCAAUCCCAACAGCAGGUCCAACUGAAGUUGGUGACUGGGCUAGCGAUGCUCAAGCUGUUGCCCCAGUUGCUAUUGGAGGAUCAGCAUUUGGAGCACCAUCUGCCACUGAAGAUUGGGGAGCAACUGAAACCGACUGGGGCACGUCUGCUGUCCCAGCCGCUGGUGCCGCUGCGGUUCCAAGUGUCCCUGUGGCUCCUCCUGCUCAAACUGAAUCAUGGGGUGGUGGUGCCGGUGAGACCUGGGGAUAGACACUUUAUCAGAAUGUAACUGAAGCCCAAGUUGUUCAGUUAUGAACAAAUAAAAGAAAGAAAAACAGGCCAA
Lineus longissimus is the source of this 1152-nucleotide messenger RNA. RefSeq names its product small ribosomal subunit protein uS2-like. Lineage: Eukaryota; Metazoa; Nemertea; Pilidiophora; Heteronemertea; Lineidae. Gene Ontology annotation, biological process: ribosomal small subunit assembly; cytoplasmic translation. Gene Ontology annotation, molecular function: structural constituent of ribosome. The coding region runs from base 120 to 1079 and encodes 319 amino acids. Gene Ontology annotation, cellular component: cytosolic small ribosomal subunit; 90S preribosome; ribosome. The transcript is spliced from 5 exons. The record is from RefSeq and is a predicted model, not a curated record.